This is a messenger RNA of Mya arenaria, 837 nucleotides long. RefSeq lists its product as uncharacterized. The record is from RefSeq and is a predicted model, not a curated record. Lineage: Eukaryota; Metazoa; Mollusca; Bivalvia; Myida; Myidae. The coding region runs from base 1 to 837 and encodes 278 amino acids. The transcript has a single exon.
AUGCGACAACAGAAAGAGUUCUUUAAAAGGCAAGAAGUAAAAGAAAAAAGAGAAACAAGUUCAGUGAAACUACCAAAGUUAGACAUGUGUUCUUUCAAUGGAAACAAAUUAAAAUGGUCUGAGUUUUGGGAUACCUUCGAGUGCACUGUAUACAGAAAUCGAAACCUGUCUAACAUAGAAAAGUUCAGCUACUUGUUAAACAAGUUAUUUGGGGAAGCUAAAGGUGCCAUUUCUGGAUUAGCUUUAUCGCACGAAAAUUAUGAAGUAGCUGUCGACAUUCUCAAGGAAAGAUUCGGUAACAAACAGGAAGUAGUCGACCAACAUUAUAAAGAGUUCAUGAAUAUUCCUUCAGCCAGUAACAAAGUUUACAGCCUCCGUGCGUUUUUAGAUGCAACAGAAAGGCACUUGCGAAGCCUUGAGGUGCUCGAGGAAAAUAUUAACCAACACGUGUUCGUUUCGAUGAUACGUUCAACGUUACCUGAAGACAUUUUGCGACAGCUAGAAUUUAACAAGGGAACUAAAACAGAAUGGAUAUUGUACGCACUUAGACAUCAGAUACGAGAAUAUGUGACCGCAUGUGAAAAGGCAGAAAAGAAAUCUGAUGAAUAUAAAGAAGGAGCAAAGAAUAGAAACGUGCCAGACAAAAAAAUGUCAAGUUCUGCUUCUAGAUUUAAACAGCAGAACCAUUAUCAACAGCGAAACCCAUCGUUUCAAAGCCGAAUUCCCAUAUCGAGACUAUCUAGUUCAACGGAGUAUCUUAUGGCAAGUACAAAAAUAAGUUUUAAUCCAUCAAUUACUCAGACAAGUGGGAUGAGUGUCAGAAGAACAAGACGAUAG